Molecule: messenger RNA, 1023 nt
Organism: Recurvomyces mirabilis
Lineage: Eukaryota; Fungi; Ascomycota; Dothideomycetes; Mycosphaerellales; Teratosphaeriaceae
Exons: 3
Coding region: 1-1023 (340 amino acids)
Molecular function (GO): arylformamidase activity
Source: RefSeq, a predicted model, not a curated record
AUGUCAAAGAUCCCGGACUUCGAUGACUUGCCAAAGGUCGAGGGCAUGCCGCAAGGCUGUGCUUGGGGCGUCUUCGAUAAAGACGGGAAGAAGGACGUCUACGGAACUCUGAACAACAUUACUCCCGAGGUUGUAAAGAGUGCCUACUCGGAGCUCAAGGACGGUGUAUCCGUCAGUCUCAACUGGCCCAUCGGCGCGAUCAAGACUCCUGGCUUCGGUCGAAAGGGUCUUGUCCACAAGGUGGUGUCGUUCGUGGACUCACCCUUGGCAGCCCAUGGCUACGACGACGAGGUUGAAUUCAAUACGCAAUGCUCCUCCCAAUGGGACUCUCUUUGCCACUUCCACCACCAAGCCUCAGCAAAAGGCUACAACGGCAUCCAAACCAACGUCAAAGACCUUACUCAAAAUUACGGCGAGGAAGACCACGACAUGAAGAUCCCAACCCUUAAUCACUGGCACAAACGCGGCGGCCUCGUCGCCCGCGCCGUCUUCAUCGACCACAAGAAAUGGGCCGACGAGAACAACAAAUCCUACGAUCCCUUCAGUGCCCACAAGAUCCCCGUGUCCGAGAUCGAGGAAGUGGCAAAGAAACAAGGCGUUUCCUUCAAACCCGGCGACGUCAUCAUCAUCCGCUCAGGCUUCACCGAAGGCCUGACAGGCAAGUCCGGAGACGAACAGAAUAAACUGAUGGGGACCCACCAAACCUGCGGUGUCACUGGAACCAUCGAAGCGGCGAAGUGGUUCUGGAAUCAGCAUUUUGCUGCUGUGGCGGGCGAUAUGAUUGCUUUUGAGCAUAUCCCUCCUAUCAACCCUGAGACUGGCAAGGAGGAUGGUGUUGCUGGACUUGUGCUGCAUCAGUACUUCCUCGCUCUGUUUGGUAUGCCGAUCGGAGAGCUGUGGGAUCUCAAGGCGUUGUCCGAGACUUGUGCGAAGUUGGAACGAUAUAGCUUCUUGUUAACGAGCGUGCCAUUGAAUGUCCCAGGUGGCAUUGGUAGCCCGCCUAAUGCUUUGGCACUAUUCUAG